Molecule: messenger RNA, 3104 nt
Organism: Ruditapes philippinarum (Manila clam)
Lineage: Eukaryota; Metazoa; Mollusca; Bivalvia; Venerida; Veneridae
Product: WD repeat-containing protein 93-like
Exons: 18
Coding region: 138-2438 (766 amino acids)
Biological process (GO): electron transport chain
Molecular function (GO): protein binding
Source: RefSeq, a predicted model, not a curated record
UCCGGUGUCAUGGUGGACAUAGAGACAGUUUAUUCAUUUUUCUCCUUUAUUGCACAUAUUUAAGAAUACCGUCAAAGAGUCCAAGUGUAAAUUUCUACUGUUAUUAAUAGGAAAAUUUCCUCAUAAGAUAUACAAACAUGCCUGUUUACAUCCGUAAGAAUGUGAGUUACACACCACCUUCCCUUGAUAAAUUACCACAGGAAUCUGAAGAUGAUUAUGUUAACGAUCCAGAGUUACUCAAAGACAUCCUUCCACAACCAUAUCGCAUGAUUGAUAAAACUCUUAGAGAAUUGAUAGAUGAUUCAUGGGAAGUAAUUGCUGAGCGCGAGAAACGGAGAUUAGAAGAAGCAAGUAAAGUGAGGCCACCACAGUAUGAAAGUUCAGUUGAACUUGAGGCAGUUAUUCCAGCAACUCAGUAUCCAGAAAAACAGAAAUUUUGCUAUUCAACAUGCAUGACUAACUCCCCAGAUGGACAAUAUAUAUUUGUUGGACUUCCCUGUGGUUUGGUUGUAACUGAGGCUGCUACCCAACAGACUAUCAGCAGCUGGGAGGCAGAAAAUGCUGAAAUGUCAUACAUUAAAUCCUACACAUUGGCACCUCAGGUUUACAUGAUAACUACCAUAGAUGACAUGGGGGUAGGAAGACUGUUUGCAUUUUCCCAAAGUGCUAACAAGUUAUUCUUGGUCAAAGUUCUAAAUUCUCAGGAAUCUGACAACAAGCUACUGGUCAGUAAAAUAGAGGCAUCAACAGAUGGGGACUAUAUGGGCGUGGUCAUGGAAAAUCCAUCAAGUCAUGACAUGUGGUUAGAAGUUCACAAGUUGCCAAAAGAUACAUGGGUCAGUGACCUUGAAACAAUAACAGCAGCUAUUAAAAAGAAAGAAGACAAGGAGAAGAAAGAGGAGGCCAUGUCAGAGAUGGAUGCGGAAUCUGUUGCCCCUAGUGAUGUGGCCCCCAGCAAAGCUGAUACAGAUGAACCAAGUGUUAUAUCUGUGGCUAACUCCGUGGCUCCUCUAGAUACUGCUGAACAGUCUCAGUCCAGACCAGCCAGUGGAAAGUCCUUGCAGGGUUCUGAGUCCAAUAACUUGGGCACAGAUCCCACAAUGUUGAAUUUAGAUACACCAAGAGAUCCUUUGUCCGGUGAAUAUAAGUUUGGGUCACCACAGCUGGUCAUGAAGGUUAAACCAUCACCUCCUCUUGCAGGUUCAUCAGUGGCCAAUCUUCUAGCUACAUGUCAGAAAGUUGAGAGUAAUGAUGUGAUUGGUACAGGACAUAACUUACUGUUUACACAAGCUCACCUUGAUCUACGGCAGUCAGUAUUUGAUCAUAUCCAUGACAACCUUCUCAAAUAUCUCCCUGAAGAUGACGAAAAUAUGGAAAAAUUACAACAGUAUCCAAACUUUCAUUUCCUGACAGCUGGUCGCAUGUUACCACAGGGAUUGGAACAAGUCAGUCUAGAGGGGAGACCAACAACUGUGGCAGUCUGGUGGCCAGGCUCCACCACUUUGAUGCAGUAUUCAUUAAUAAAGACAUCUAAAGAUAUAGAGUUCAAACCAGAUCUUGUUUGGCCUUUUACGUGUAAAAUCACAAGUUCCGAGGUUUCUCCUGACACCAAUGUGAUAGCUAUUGGACUGGAAAAUGGAAAUUUGGUUGUGUGGGACAGACAUAUGGGUACACAGAGGGGAGUUGUGAAUGUUCAAGAGAAUUCUCCUGUUGUCCAGAUAAGGUUCUUGGAUCCGGCACUGUAUCCCCAGGAUCCCCCAGCCUAUCCCCCAUACCCUACCAGUACAGGGACCUAUAUACUAGUGAUGUGUGCAAACAGCGCCCUCUAUACAGUCUCUACUGGGACAGCUGCUAUACCACUACAAGUCAACACUAUCUCACUGCCGGUAGAAAAUGACAAUGAUACCAUCACUGUGCUACAACCAUUUGAUACUCACCCUGAUAUGUUGCUGACUGUUACUAGGAAGGGAGAUAUUCAAAUUAGAGACACUCUACAGGGAACCAUUCUGUGUGAGAUUCAGCUUCCUUCAACACAUGAACUGUCUUCACCUUGGGAUCCUGUCCUUGCAGUGGGAGGUCAAGGUCAAAAUAUGUAUGUUAAAGGAAAUCAGAAGCCUGUAGAUGAGGAGAGCAGUGAGAUAGAUGCUGACACUAGUUUACAGACUGGUGUAGUGUUUGUUUACCAGUUGAGAUCAUUCCCGUCACUAGACCAGUACUGGAAAAUAAAGAGGUCCAGUCAACCAUUCACUGUACAUACAACAAUAGAGGAGAGAGUGGAUUCUCUACUAGCAGAAAGAAUUGCGUUACAAGCAAUGAGGAAGAAUAGGAUGCAGGAUAGAUGGGCGAUGUUGAAAGAUGAGAUAAAUAACAUCCAUUCAAUCAAAGAGAUUGCUAGAAUUAAUGCUACUAAACGCAAUAUAGUGCUACCACUACCUUGAAUGCUUGGAUGAAACAAAAUAAAAGAUGACUCCUGGAUCAGUAGGACUUCCAGUAAAACCAUUAGUUUGACCUGUUCAACCAGCAUUGAUUCUUUCACCAUGAACCAUUCACCUGUGACCUUUACAAGGGUUCUCCUGUGACCUUUACAAACAUAAUGUUUUGAACUUUGAGUAUUGUGAAUAAGUUUUAAGAUACUGAAAGUUUGAAUCUCCUGAACAAUUUGGACUUGUUUAUUUAUAGUUUAUUCAUUUAUAUGUAGAUAAGGUUAAAUUUAGCAAAGAUUUAACCUUAUCUACAUAUAGAUAGACCUACAAAUAUAUCCUGUUAGGAUGAGAUUUAAUUUGAUUAAAAUCAAAAACUGUGCAAGAUUUUUAAUGUACAUUUAUACUGUGCCUAAUGUAUCUAAAUCAAUCUUUUGAUUGUAACAAUGAUAAGCUUACAUUUAAAGUCAUAAAUACAAAUUCUAUGAUACUUGUGUUUAAAAAGUUGUAUAUGAUGAACAAAGACAAAAACUUGUACUUUUACUGAUGAUGUGGUUGCAUGGAGUUUUUAAAUGAUGGUAUUUUUUGGUAUUAAAAAUAUCCAGUACUGUACUGUGGACCUUAUAUCUGGUAUAUUCCAGCUUUAUCUGUAACUUUAUUUUGCAUUUUUACAAUUUUAUUAUU